GGACGAUUGUAACGAAUCGCGAAUAAUAUUCUUUGACCCUAGAUUUGAGGUAAAUAAAAUAAGAAAACAUUACUAAACACGGUUCAUUUUAAAUUUUAUAAAUUUCAAGCUCAUAUUUUCAAAGACGUUUUAUCUAUAAUGCAUUAUUUUUAUAGGCCUAUGAGAAAUUAGCGUAUUGAUAAAUGUGUAAACGGUACAGUACUAACUUCUAACAUUCAACUGACUAAUUGAAAUUGACAAUACUAAUACUCAAUACUGAAUACUAUUUAAAAUAUUUAUUACUGUAUUACUAUACAAUUGACAAUACUGAGUAUACUGUAUAAUGUAUAAUUUUUUAAUAGUAUAGUACUAUAGUAUAGUGUAUACUAUACUAAUACUAAUAAUAUACUCUGAAUCCUGAAUGAACAAUAAAAUAACAGAUAAUAAAUUAAAUAAUUUAAGUCAAAGUUAAAGAAAUUUUAAAGUUAAAAUUAGAAACGACUUCUACUUCACUUCUUAAUUCUUAAACUUAAGGGAAGCGUUAUACGCAGUCGGCUGCACAUAACCCUGAGAGUGAGAGUUAUACGCAGUUGACUGCGCAUAACCCUGAGAGAUAUUCCCAGCCGACUGCGUAUAACUCUCAGGGUUAUACGCACUCGGUUGGGAAUUUAGCCAAAUAAGGUUUAUUACUGCUAGUUUGGCAAUUUAAAAAAAAGUAUUAUGCGUAAUUAGCUGCAAUAUGGGUUGUUUUGAACUAUAACUUUUAAUGUGUUUAACGUAAAAUUUUAAUUGAAUUAAUUUUAAUUAAUAUUGACUGAUACUGAUAGUAAUAGUAUUAGUGAAUUAGUAUUAUUGCUUGUAUCUUAUAUAUUAUAAGCCUAAGUCAAAGACUAAAUUUUUUUAGAGCCUAAGACUAAGAAGAUGAUUAUGCCUUAAGGCAUUUCCAUGGUUUAAGUCUAGUUCUGUAUUCUGAUUGAUUAGGUUUUUAUAUGUUGCUAUGACUAUGUGGUUGGUUUUACUGAGUAAUUCAGGAAAUACAUUCUAUUUAUUUUAACAAAAUUAUAUCAUUUAUGAUUGUUAAAAAAAAAUUUUUGGUGACCUAAAUGUAACAGUUUUCAGCUUCCAUGCAAAACUAUAACUGUUUGAUAGUAUUACUUACAGUGCCCCCUCUACAGAACCCCCUGCCCUACAGCUAUUUUUUUCUGCUACUCUCCACCCCUGAUUAUAAUUACUGUACCAGAGAAACGUGUUUUUAUCUGCCACAAAAUUAGUUAACAACACAAAAUAUAUAUUAACAACACAAACAUAUAUUAUGAUUAUUAAAAUUAUAAGAAUAACAUUAUUAACAUUACAUUGGUCAAGUUAAUUAUUAUCAUUUUUUAACAUUUUUAGCCAAAACAAAAGUAAAACAAUAAGCCUAGCUGUUUUUGCUUCAUUCUCGAGAACAAACUUAACAACCAACAAAUGUACAUUCUCGACUGGCAUUUGGGUGGAAUUGAACUCCUGAACACCAACUUGUGGCUUGCUCAGUUUAUACCAUUCAACCACCCAGUCACCCUGAUAACGAUGUACCUUUAUCGAUCGAUACUGUAACACAGGAAGUAUAUAGACCUCACGUGACUUGCCGACUGCGUAUAACAACUUCGUAAACUUAAAUUUUAAAAAAAUAAUAAUUUAGUUAGUUGAUUAAUAAUUAUUCAUAUUUAUUAUUUAAUAUUUAAUAAUAUUUUGUUAAAGAACGACAACAGCUAUUAAUUACGGUUAUCUAAUAAUAUAAUGACAAAACUCUGAGUUUGAGAUUGAAUCAUUGAGUCAUUGUUUGAUUGAUUUUUUAAAUAUUGACUUUGAUUUGUGAAUCAUUUGUGAUUCAUCCAUUUGAUAGUUACUUAUUAAUGUACUUGUUGAACAUUGUGAGUGUAAUAUUUGUCUUGCAAGCUGCAUAACUUUGGACCAUGACUAUGGUAUUUUCAUUUUACAUUUAACGUUUAAAUUCUCAUGCUGGCUGCCUGAUGAUGCUGAGAAACCAAAGGGUGUGUGUGUGUGGGGGGGGGGGGGUUGGUGCAUGGGUGGGUGUAAUUAUGAAUGCAUGGAUCAUUUCUAAGUUCUGCCAUAGAAUUGAAUAACAUUAAUGCAUUUAAUGAGUGAAAAAAAAGUCUCCAUGUUAAUGGGUUAGAGACAUGGUUCUCAACUUGUGGGUCAUGACCCCCUCGGGGUCACCAGAAAAAUUGUUUUUAUGUGUCUGAUUUGUAUUUGAAUUUUUAUUUUAAAAAAUGUAAUUUAGGCUAUGCUUUGUGAUAUGUAGGCUAAAGUUUGAAAUCAUUAUGUUGAUAAUUUAGAAUUUUUCCAAAUGAAAAUGUUCAGAAAUAUCUGCUGAGAGUGAGGGACUUAAAAUGGAUGGAGUAUUAGUAUUGAGAGACCUGCUGAGAGAGGUUUUUUUGGAGAAUGAGUAUUAAGGGAACUAUUGAGAGUGAGGGACUUAUAUAUAGCUUUGUGACACUGAGCAGAUUGAGGUGACAUUGUAAAAGUGUAAGAAGUACAAGGUAAUUCUUUCUAAAAAAAAACUAAGUUCUGUGACUGAUGAUGCCUUACCUUUUAUGUUGAGAUUACUGGUGAGCUGUGGUAAAUGAGUGAAGCAGACUGCAAACAAAAAUCUAACAAAUGACUUCUUGAUUUUAGUUUGUUCUUUAGACUUAGUCAACUUAUCUUAGUAUGUAACUUUGCAAUUAUUAAUUGUACUCUUAAUUACAUGUGUCAUGAAUCAUGGCAAAUCUGAAACCAUAGUGAAUCUUGAUAAGAUUCAGCUAAGGGCUUAAUUGCCUUGAGGCUGAUCAAUUGAAUUCAUUCAUCUACAAUGUAUCAAAAAUAAUUAUCAAUAAAUUUUUUUUAAAAAUUUUAAAAAAAAUUAUUAUCUUAUUCUUACUUUCCAAUCUCUAAUCACCCUACCAUUAUGAGAAGUUAAAGAGUUAUCAAAAUUUAAUUUCAUUAUUUAGCAAAUCACAAUUUUAAAGUCAUGUGUAGAGAUCUACUUGUGAAUUGAUCUGUUCACUGAUGUAUUCUUUAUUUUACACACCAUGACUUAGUUGAGUUGCUUAAAGUUUUUAAAAUUAAAUAGAUAUAAUCUUUCGAGUCUCACUACUUAAACUGGUCAUCUUAAAAGAGCUAUUUAAUCUAUUAAAUACCACUAGUAUAUAAAAAAAAAUUGUGAAAAUUGUAGUUUCUUUGAUCACUGCCUUUAACUUUCCAUCUCACUAUUCUACACUAUAUUACAUUAUUUCUUUUUUUUUUUUUUUUGCAGCUGAAUCUUUUUAAUAAAAUGGAGGCCAUAAGUGCAAAUCAGGUUCAGCUAAUGUCCCUGGAGAGGGGAAGAGCUAGGAUUCAAACAAGGCCCCACUUAAGUGGGAGUCCAAGUACCACUAGUAUAUAAAAAAAAAUUGUGAAAAUUGUAGUUUCUUUGAUCACUGCCUUUAACUUUCCAUCUCACUAUUCUACACUAUAUUACAUUAUUUCUUUUUUUUUUUUUUUUUUGCAGCUGAAUCUGUUUAAUAAAAUGGAGGCCAUAAGUGCAAAUCAGGUUCAGCUAAUGUCCCUGGAGAGGGGAAGAGCUAGGAUUCAAACAAGGCCCCACUUAAGUGGGAGUCCAAGAGAACAGGUCUGAUAUAAAAAUUAAAUUUGUAUAUUUCUUUAGAAAUACAAGUCACUUAUAAAAAUGUUAUUUUAUUUCUUUAUUUAAUCAUCUAUUUUAUAAUGUUUGACAGUUAAUCUAUCUAUGUUAUUCUAUCAUUUGGAUCAGUCUGUAUUUUAUCCUAUCAUUUGGAUCAUAUUGUAUCCGUCUUAACCUUUAUCCUUUAUUAAAGAUUUUUAAAUUGCGCAAAUAAUUUUUGAAUCUAUAUUAUGUUUUAAAAAAUCAGUAGAUCUCACUAAUUUUAACGAUCUAAAAUAGUGAUUUCUCAACUCUUAAUUUCUUGCAAAUCCCUUAUAAAGUGUUCUAGAUUUUUAUUUUAAAAAUUUAUAUUUUUUAUAGUGUGUAUCUUCUAACCUGUUGAUAUAUAGUUAUGAUGCUUAAAUUAUUCUUUUUUUCACAUCUUUACAAUUCCAUGAUAUUAAUUUCCAUUCUACUUCUAUUUUUUUUAGGGUGAUGGUGCCCCUGUCAUGUCAACAAUAAAUGAGACUUCAGAUACAGAAAUACAUGAUUCAGAGAGUAAACCAUUCACAGUAAAGGUUGAAAUUGAUGUAAUGCAGAUCUCUCUUGCUAUAUUGUCCCUACUAACAAGAACAUGGAGACUUGGAGUACCAAGAGCUGUAGUGUAAGGACAUUUCCUGUUGUCAUAUGUGAUAUAGAAGAAAUUGUAGCAUAAGACAAUGCAAUAAAACCACUUGUAGUUGUGAUUUUAUUUUUUAAACAAUGCAUGUAAGCAGAAGAAUUUUAUUAAAUUAUAAAGAAUUCUUAACUCAAAGGUACUUUAAAAACACUAUUAGAUUUUUAAAAAUUCUACCUUAAAUCCUUCACCAAUAAUUGAACCACCCUCACCAUUACAUCAAUAAUACUUAUAUUCUACAACAUAAAAUUUACUUUUGAAGUGCUAAAAAAAAAAUUCAAAAUCUCUGGAAGUUAAAAUCAAUCAAUGCAUUUCAACACGUUUCAAUCACCUAACAUCCUUAGCUCGACAGAUUUUUUUUUUAUCUGCAUAAAAAUAUAAUUAAACAUUUCUGACAGAAAACUUUGAAUCAAGAUGUUUAGGUCAUUUAAAAUAAAGUACAAAAUUAAAGUGUCCCAAUAAAUUUAUUUAUUUUCAGUUUUGAUGAGCUUCAUUUCGCCAAAUUCGUAUCUUUAUAUAUCAAGCACAUUUUUUUCUUUGAUGUUCACCCGCCACUUGGAAAACUUCUCCUAGCUUCGGCAGGUAAAUAAGUGUUCUUGAUGGGUCUUUGAAGGAGCAAAUACUGUUAAAGCCUAAAGAAAAGUGAUUACUAACACAUGUUGAAGGCCAUGCAGCAAUGUUACCCAGUUUUUUUAGAUUUGAAACUAUUUCACUCAAUAUGUGGCAUAGUGUUCUCAAGUAUGAACAACGGAUAAAGGAAGACAUAUUUAAAUUAUCUGGAGUUGCAUCCAAGGGGGGGGGAAAGAGGAAUAGAUGCGGCAUGAAUAUGUGUGAUCAGUAACUGUUCAUGAACCAUUUCAUCAACAUUAGAGUUUAACCUUAAAGGAAUCAUCAAUAUUUUAAAUAUCUGUGUAAAAAAAUUUCACUGGUGACUGAUAAAUCAUGUGAUCUUUGAGGAUCUAACAUUUCAAACACUUUGCACAAGGGAAGUAAAGAAAAAAUGUCUAACCUUGUUCAGACUGUGGUUAAUAUUUUUAUAGAAGAUUUUUACAUGUAACAGCCUUUACAAAAUAGAUGCUUUUUAAGAUGGAGAAAAUCUGUUUGGUGUUAAAACUUGAAAUGUUAAAUAGUUAAUCAAGUUAGUGUAUACUUUUAUUUCUAACAGGUAGAUAUGCUGGUUUUGAAGGAGAUAUAAAUUUUGAAAGGAUAGGAGCAGGUAAUAAAUUAAGGACUUAAUUGGUAUUUUCCCUCUGUACUUAUGGAUUUUUUUUCAUGUGUCAUUGUGAGGAUUGAAAAACUUUAUGGUAUUUGUAAUUGAUGUUUCUUUUAGCUGAGACUAUUAGAAAAAUUUAUUUCAUAAAUAAAAAUAAAACUUCUGAGUUUACUUAUCAUUUUUAUUAACAGAAAUGUUGUAAAUGUUUAUAAAUGAAUAGUAAAAGCAAGAUCUUCAAAGCAUUAAAAUUCAUUUAAAUAUAAAAAUGUGCAUUUGUCCCCAGAAUUUCCUGCAUCUGUCCCAGUAGAAAUGCUGAGAGCAUUCCCAGCUGUUUUGGGCAGUCUUGUUGUCCCAAUUGUUUAUCAGAUCUGUGUUGAGGCUGGAAUGAGUAGAUAUGCAUCGACUGUAGCAGGCGUCCUCAUUCUUCUUGGUAUGUCUUAAAAUGGAAAAAAAAAUGCCUUCAAUGAAUCAAUAAGAACAUGUUUGUUGGUCCAUUGAAGGGAUUUUUUGUUCCCUUUUAAAAAGUAUAUUUUUCUUAGUAAAUAUACAAAUGGAAAAAAAUAGCAGUAACUUUUGUAACCAUUGAAGUAAAUCGCCUUGAUGCUUUCAAAAAUAUAUUUUUUAAUUUUACUGUUCACUUUUCCUUUCAAAUUGUUUCUUACCAUUUCUUUUAUGCGGCAGUUAAAUAUAUACAAUAGAAAAGUACUUUACCAUAUUCAGUGAGGAAUUCCACGGAUGGUGAUAAAAACUUUACUCAAGACACAAAUAUGCUUUGUGUAAUUAUUUUCUUUUCUUUCCUCAGACAAUGCUCUGCUUGUACAGUCCAGGUUUAUGCUGAUGGAAGGCAUGCUGAUAUUUUUUUCUACACUUUCAGUCCUUGCCUAUCUAAAGUUUAGGAAUAGCACUAGGUAAUUGAUAUUUAUUAUCUACAAGUUUCAAGUGGCUCUAUUUUCUAAGAUUUCUCUAGCAUAAUUUCCUACCUCCAGAAGCAGGAAACUUUAAAACGGCUUGUUAAAAAAAUUACAACCAUAAAUAUUCAUGGGUAAUUUCUUAGGUGUAAAUCUUAAAAUGGCUCAGCGUAGAAUUAGACUUUUCCCCAUCUUCUCAUUUCCAUUCUUCUCGCAGAGAAUUUGGACUGAUGUGGUGGUUCUGGUUAUGUUUGUGUGGCAUUUCAGCCACAUGUACUCUUAGGUAAGUUUUUUUUUAGAAAAUGGUGUUAGAAGUUAAACAGUAGUUCAAAUAUUAAACCACAUGCCAGUAAAAUGUAGAUCACCAAAUCACAUUCUAGGGAAAUUAUUCAAUGGCACUCUUUUUUUACGAAUUAUGUUAUUGUAAAAUUUCUGUCUCUUACUUCAUUUUCUUUUCUGUCUAAAUGCAACUUUCAAAGGAAAUUCCAUCAACAUUCAACUUUGCUGUACAGUCCAUGAUUAAUCUAAUUAUGUAUUUCUUCAGUGUAAAGUAUGUGGGAGUAUUCACACUGAUUCUAGUACUUGUACGAAUCUUCCGAGAUUUCUGGCUGAUGUUGGAUGAUGGUUCGAAAUCUGAUGUGAGAUGAUUCAUAUUUGUUUUCAUGUAUUAAUCACUGCCAAAUAAUAAAGUGAUGUAAUUUUGAUAUUAAUUUUUUUGCCUGUUUUGUGCAUAUCAUGCACAUUAUUGCUUUGAUAGGACAGUUAUUUAUAAGAUUAUCUGAUAAUUUUGGAAAACCUUAAUGUAAAAAUAAAUGAUAGGCAUAAUUUUUAUGUUGAAAUUAUAAGGAUGGUUUUUAUGUUUUGUCAAUGUAACCAAGCCAUGGGAAACAACUUUGAAGAAACCAAUUUUAUUUACUCUACAGCUUACCUUAGUGAAGCACUUGUUUUGUCGCUUUGUUGCCAUGGUUACGCUGCCAGUGAUUGUGUAUCUGUCUAUAUUCUAUGUCCAUCUCAGCUUCUUGUACAAAGCUGGUCCACAUGAUAGUGUCAUGACCAGUGCUUUUCAGGCCAGUCUCGAGGUGAGGUAAAAAUUAGGGGAUGGUUAAAUUAAUGCAAAAUUAUUUUGAAAAUUAGAGUCCUUGAGUAACCAAAGUUUUGAUAAAAAUGUUUGCAUAAGGUUUAAAAAAAUUAAUUUACCAUACAUACUCUUGUACAGUACCACUUUUUAAACAAAUGUUCGCUAAGAAACGGGCGCGACCUAUCCUCUCCACAUCAGUUUUUCUUGCUGUUAUUUAGUUUGGAGAAGUCAUUUAUGCAUAAAGCCGGAGAAUCAUUUUCAACCUUGUUUUGGGAAAUUCGUUUUAUAUUUUAAAAAAUGACAAUCAUGUAGUUUAUGAAAAUUGCUUUUCGGUUUUCAAAUGAUUAUGGAAACAUUUUUGUGGUGUUUUUUAAAGCAAAUAUUUCUGAUAUUUCAUUAAAACAAUGGCCAUGUAAUUCCCCAAAAACUAAGGCUGCGAAAUGUCUGCGGGUCAACUAAAAUUUAGCACUUUGAUAACCCCGAACUUAGGGUGCAAUCUAUCCACUUGUGCGACCUAUAUUAUAGUAUGUACAGCACAUGGAUGUUAUUUAUUCUGUUAUGAAGUCAUUAGCUAAAAUUUUGAAUUUAUAUUUUGUCUUUAAAUAAAUUAAAGCGAAAUCUAAAGAUUGGCAACUCCUGUGGGAAAGAAAGAGCAUAUAAAGCCUUUAUCCGUCCGAUUUUAGAUAAUGCAUCUUCAGUCUGGGACCCAUUUACCCAGAAGAGCAUUGACAGGUUGGAGGCGGUCCAGCGACGAGCAGCACGCUUUGUCCUAAACCGCUACAGGAAUGCCUCUAGUGUUGGCAGCAUGCUAGAAACACUAGGCUGGUCACCAUUGGAGAAACGACGACGACAAUCCAGGCUCUCCAUGAUGUACAAGAUAAAUAAUGGGCUGGUCCACUGUUCCAGUAUUAAACAUCUCUCCCCCAUAGACAGCGACGAGGCCAUGACAGGCAAUUCAGGCUCCUACCAGCAAGAAGCCAGUAUAGGAGCUGCUCAUUCCUGCCCAAGACAAUCAGGGACUGGAACAAUCUUUCAAAAGGAACGGUUGAGGCGACAACACUAGACACAUUUGUGUCUAUUGCCUCCAGCCUUCAAACCCCUAGUGCAUGAUUUCCUCAUCAACACCAGUAACAGAAACAUUGCAAAUCCCAUCUACAUGCAUAGGAGCCAAAAUGAUCAAUAAAUUGAUCGUGGGCCCUUAAGAUAUAGAAGAAGAAGAAGAAGCUUACCUAAACUGUUUUAUUCACACAAUAUUUUUAAAUCUUAUUCAUCGCUGAAAAACUAUAUCCCAUUCCAAACCUCUUAUAGUUUCUAUUUCUAAUGCUUCAAAACAUCUCCAUUCUGAGAUAGUCUUAUAAGUUCAACAUUGCUGCACGCUAUUCUUCUUGAUUUGAAGAUUUUCUUUUAAAGACUUACGUAAUAAAUAAGUUUCAUAAAUUUGAUGGGGAAAAUUCUUUUCUUGAACAAUGAGUUCAUGAAAUUAAACAUCUUUCUAAUUUAAAAUAAAUUAUAUUAUGUAAUGGCAUUCACAGCUGUCUUAUGUUUCACAAUCCAGGGAGGUCUCGCCACCCUCACAAAGGGUCAACCCCUGAAUGUGGCCUACGGCUCUCAAAUCACACUCCGGCACACAGAGAAUGUGGCAGUGGGUCAGCCAUGCUGGCUCCACUCCCAUGCCCACAUGUACCCUGUCAAGUACCCAGACAAGCGCGGCAGCUCCCACCAGCAGCAGGUCACGUGUUACAUAUUCAAGGACAUCAACAACUGGUGGAUCAUCAAACACCCUGACAGGUAGUAUACGAAAUAAGAAACACAAGGUGGGGUGGGUAAAACCUGAAAUAAGACAGGUAGUAAAAUCAAUGAGGGAAAAAUUACAUCUCAGCCUGAUAAAAUCUCCUGAACACUUUUUCCUGUAUUUUGUCAUAUGUAGUACAGCAAUGUCAUGAUUGGUAAUUUAUGAAUGAAAUGGAAGUUAUAAAAAUGUUUAUUAUUUUUUUCCCCCAGUGUAUCACUUAACACAAUCAAACUUAAUUGAGCGUGCAUAGUCAUGUACCAUCAACAUGGUAUUAUUAAAGCCUUAAUUGUAGUAACCUACAUAACAACAAUUUCAUUUUCUGUUCAGCACAUUCUGUCUGCCUGUUUGUAUCGCAUGCCUGACCUUGCUGCUUUAAUUAUUGUAUUCUUUAUAUUGAAGAACAUACUCUACUCAAGUCAUUUCUUUUGAAAUCGAAUUUACCUUUGGAUAACUAAUUUCCAACCUAGCCCAAACACUAUAUAUUUCAAGUAUGCAAAGUAAUCUAGUAGUUUUAACAUUUUGGUGACACUUUUAAGGUGGAAAGUUGUGUUUAGAAAUUCAUCUACUCUAAAUCUACUCUAAAGAAACUAGAGCUAUCUUUCAUAAAGCACGGUGAAGAAAAUAUAAAUCGGAUUCUUUUGUUUUCCCCUCUAGACAGGAUCUUAUGGUGGAGGACCCACCUAAACCAGUCAAACAUGGAGACAUAGUGCAGCUUGUUCAUGGCAUCACCAGCAGGGCUCUCAACACGUGGGUCUAUCUUUUAGACGUUUCAAUUACUUUCAGUGUUAAUGGUGUACUGUUUCAAUCCAUCAUUCUUGAUUCUGGAUCUAUCACUAUCAGUUAUAUUGCGUUUAUGAAUCCACAUCUGAAACAAGAUGGUGGACAAGCUAAUUUGAGUUUACUGAAAUUGAUGAAAAUCUGGACAUAGUUGAAAGAAUUUAAAUAGAAAUUAAUAAAGUCAAUGCCGGAAGUUAGGUUAACACUACUGGAGUAAACCCAAACAGCGAUAGAGUACUGAAACCGUUGUUCACUGUGUCAUUAAAAAUAUUAUAUCUCAAUAAAGAAAUAAAUUAGCUAUCUCUUUAUUUUGGAAGAAAACCAACUUUGGGUAAAACAUGUUGAAUAACAAUUUCAAAAAUUAAUUUCAGUCUGUCAUCAAAACUGCAUAGUAAAAAAAAGAUCAGCAAUUUUUUUCUUAAAAAAGAGCAUGUUUAAAAAAGGACUGUCAUGUAUUUAUACAAAUUCUUAAUAAUGUGAUCUGUUUUAAAUUUUGGUUUGUUCAUUGUUUUUUAAAAAAAUGUUUAUAAUCAUUUUAUAAUUAUCAUGGUCUUAUGGAGAAGAAAUUAAAUUUUGGUUUACAUUUCUUGACCAGCCAUGAUGUUGCUGCACCCAUGAGCCCAAACAACCAGGAGGUUUCUUGUUAUGUCAACUACAAUGUUUCAAUGCCAGCUCAAACUUUGUGGAAAGUGGUUUGUAAAAAUUUAUAGUUCAUGGAUGAAAUAUUGAUUUCUUUUUUUUCUUCUCAAUAUAUUUAAAUAUAUGGAUAUAUAUAGUUUUAAAAAUUUCAUAUAUUUUAUGCUACAUGAUAUAUAAUCAACUACCAUAUUUAAGUUUCCUGUUAUGCAUGGGUUUUAUCUAGAGGAGAAGGUUUUCACCCCAAAUGUUUUUUUUUUUAAAUGUCAUAAAUAAAACCUUAAUUUGUGUGGUAUAUUUUGUUAAUUUUUAAAAUAAUAUAUUUUUUGACAGGAUAUUGUAAACAGAGAAAGUGAUGAUGAAACAUGGCAGACAAUAAAAAGCCAGAUUCGUCUAAUUCACGUCAACACUUCAGCUGCUCUCAAGGUAAGUGUACCUGCUCUCAAGGUAAGUGUAGCUGCUGUCGAGGUAAGUGUAGUGCAGCUGGUCUCAAGGUAAGUGUAGCUGCUCUGAAGGUAAGUUCGUUGUGAUAUUUGGCUUUGGAAAAUCUUGUUUUGAAGGGUUUUUUUUUUCUCUCCCAAAAUAUUUUUUAAAAUGGUAGGUAAACACCAAUGAUAACGCCAAAAUUAAAAUAAAUGGAAAUGACAACACUAGAGAAAUUAGUUUAAUGGGGUUGGGGUUGUCAAUAACUCUUAUACAGGUGUGAAUAUGUGCUAACAAAGAUCCAGAAUUGUGUUAUAAGCUUGCACUUAGCACUGUUCAGUAUGAAUCUUGACAGAAUUGUUUGAAGUAAGUCUGUAAUUCUUUUAAAAGACUACAAUUUAAAAACUAGACAAAUUCUGAAUAUUCACCAUUUUUUUCAGACAACAGGAAAACAAUUGCCUGAAUGGGGUUUUCACCAACUGGAAGUUGCCGCCGACAGGAUGGUGAAUCAGAAGGCCACAGUAUGGAAUGUUGAAGAACAUCGCUAUACCAGAAGUCAGUGGAGAAUCCUUUUUCAGAAAUAAGCUUCGGUUUGAAAAAUUACUUGGACCGACAACUUAGAUGUUCUCUGUUUAUGUUAGAUAAUUGUUAAAAAAUCUAUUUUAUUAUCAAAGAAUUGACCCUUCUUCAAUACUCCUAAUAUGAAACACAAAGUGGAAAAAAAUGGUUAACUAUCCUUAAAGUAGAUGCUUUUCAUCAAUAAUUCAGAUAGUUAGUUAAUUAUUAUUUGGAAACCAAAGUAUUGUUAUUAUUAUAUCAAAUCCAAAGUAUAAACACAUGUUGAAAUCCCCAGGCUCAGAAAAGGAAAAGCAAGCAGCUGAACUUCAACAGGCAGAACUGAUCCCUCUCAAACCUACCUAUCUAUCAUUCUGGGCAAAGCUCUAUGAGCUCCAGGUUAGAGAUUUGAACAGGAUAAGAUCAUAAUUUUAUCGGGCUUUCAUAAAAGUUGAAUGAGACUGAGGAGGCAGAUAAAGAAAAGUGAACAUGAGUGUUAGGUAGAGGCCUUUAAAAAUGUACGCUUUACAGACUUCUGAAAUAUGAUACCAGGAGGGUCACUGCCCCAUUUAUUUUUAUACCAUUGGAAUAUAGACACAAACUUAGAUUGUAUAGACGUUAUGUGAACUAAGUGAUGAACAUGCCUUUGUCAUCUGCAACAGGUAUGAAAGAACAAAAAAUUAAUUUAACUCCCCUGAGCUUUUUUGAUGUCGGCUAUUUUAAUGUCUAAUUUUAACCUAUGGAAUCUGUCUCCACAUGGGGGCCUUGAGUGUAAAAAAUAUAAUUCCAAGAUAAACUCUCUUGGUUUUAAUGCCAUUACUUCGAUCUGUAUGUUAAGUAAAAGCUAUUUGAAAUUUACUUAAUCUGCAAUCAGUAUUUUCUUAUGUAAUUCUGAGACACCCUUGCAGAAAUAUGGAAUGAAAGAGGAAUGUCAAGUGUUUAUUCAUUAUUAUGAUAUGUAAAAUGAAUAAAUGAACAAUUUAAAUCUUAUUUCCUUUCUGUAUCACUCCUUUUAAAAUUUUGUUUUAAGUUAUUAACUUCAAGCAAACAUAAACUAUUCUAAAGUCUUAGCUUCUUUAGAGUGUUAAAAGUUUCAAAUAAUUUUCAGAUUAAAAUGUUGCUCAGCAACCAGGAUGCCAAACUUGAACACAAGUACAGUUCUGGACCAAAAGACUGGCCUUUUAUGAACAGAAAUAUUGCCUAUUGGAUGAGCGCUACUGAUAAUGUAAAUGUUAACAAUUACUUUAUAAUGUAAUAAUAUCAUAAUAAAUUCUCAAAGGUGUUUUAUUUGUUAAAAGGUGUCACGAAAGGAUUAAAUUCAGAGAGAUGUGUCACUGACAUGGGUAGACAAUUUGGAAGUUAUUUCAAAGUUUGUUGGAGUUACAUGCAGGAAAAGAAUAUUUAAAUUUUUGCUCUGGUCUUUUUAGUCAUAAAUGCAGUCAUUCCCUCCACUGGCCAAAUGUGUUAAUCCACCAGUGUAAAAGAAAGGCAUCAACUUUUCAAUAUUUAAUUAAGAAUGAUGUCUGACAUUCAUAAUGAUGUUUACAGGUAAAUGGCAUUUAAGAUGACUGACAAUAUUCUGAAUUAAUACUCUUAUAAAAUUACUUGUUUUGUAUGAUGAACAUAAAAUGUUUCACAGCAUGUUGGAGCCACAGGCAGAAAAGUGUGAAUUAAUUACAAACAAGAUUGUCUCACUAUUAUUUUUGCGCAAAAACUAUCCCAUUCUCAGUCACAAAUUCAUCUGGUUGGCAACAUCGUGGUGUGGCAUGCUUCAACUGUGUCGGUCAUCUGUUACCUAGCUGUUCUUCUGUUCUAUUUACUCCGGAGGCAAAGAGCAAUUUUUGAUAUUUCAGAAGGUAACCAUCAAAGUGUCAUUGAAUAGAAGUAAGGAAAUAUUUUAUUGUUUUUCUUAUAAAAUGACAAUUAUUAGUCCGCCCACUGUGUUAGUUUGUAUUCAUGGUGGAAAUGUUGAGGAUUAACCAAAUCCUGAACCAUACUUGAGCUAAUUCUAUCAGCAUCUGGAUAUUUAUUCUUAAAGGUCAACUUCAUAAAAAACAUUAUUUUUUUUUUCAGCAAGAUGGCAGCAUUUUGUUUUUCAAGGCGAACUAUUCAUAGGGGGCUACUUUCUCCAUUAUCUUCCUUACUUCCUUGAGGAUCGAACUCUUUUCCUUCAUCACUAUCUGCCAUCAGUUGCAUUCAAGGUGCUUGUACUAGCCGCUCUCGGUGAUCACCUUUAUUCGGUGUUACCCAAGUGAGUAAUAUUGAUUUGAUGAUGAAAUUGAAUAGCAUAUACAAUAAAACUAUAAAUUUACUUAUGUCAGGAUAAGAAAUAUUGGGCCAUAUUUCUAAACUAAAUGUCACAUUAACUUCUGGUUAUGAACCACUGAGAUUGUGUGUGUGUUAAUGUUUCCAUUUCUCUAAUCAACAGCACAUCCAAGCUUUCUGCCAUCAUCAAAUACGGAACAGUGGUUCUCAUUGCUGCAACGAUCCAUGCUUUCAUUUGUCUGUCUGUUUUUACCUACGGCAGCGAGGCCCUCACCCCACAACAAAUUAAAUCUUUGACCUGGAUCGAUACCUGGGAUUUUCUCUUCCACUGAAAGAACAAUCCUGACCUGCUGAAUCGAAACGGCUUGUGCAAUUAUUGAUUGGAAUGGUCCCAACCUAACAAGUUAUAAAUCUCACCUGAACAGGUCAACACUUCCCUGCUUCAUCAGUCUAAGAGGGAAUAUAACUGUUGCAUGCUGACACAAUUAUCCUUUCUAACCUCCAUUGUAAACAUCUUCAUAUCAUUAUCAAUAAAUAUAUAAUAAAUGUAACAUUAUUAAAAAUUGUUGGUUU
Lymnaea stagnalis (great pond snail) is the source of this 14515-nucleotide messenger RNA. The record is from the annotation of a GenBank genome assembly. Lineage: Eukaryota; Metazoa; Mollusca; Gastropoda; Lymnaeidae.